This is a messenger RNA of Mercenaria mercenaria, 3720 nucleotides long. RefSeq lists its product as uncharacterized. The coding region runs from base 378 to 1409 and encodes 343 amino acids. The record is from RefSeq and is a predicted model, not a curated record. The transcript is spliced from 2 exons. NCBI's taxonomy places the organism in Eukaryota, Metazoa, Mollusca, Bivalvia, Venerida, Veneridae.
AGAAAUUAUUUUAGAAUUAAAAUAAUUUUAUUUAUUUUGGGAGAAAUACGGUACCAAGUCGGUGCGGUUGCUUAGCAACAGGGAUUACUCGGUGUUUGUCGUUUUAUAAAAAUUAUAGAAUAUUACUGGUUCCCCAUUACACGUCGGUAUACAGUUGUAGCUAAGCAAUUUCAAAAACAACUAAAUACAUCCAAUGAAAAGACGUUUUGGUAUAAAUAAUCCAAUCAUUGUUACCAUGAACAAUUUAUCUUCUAAAGACAGCAUAAAAGCACGAAAUUACCGUGAUAUCUUCCUUGAUUACACUGUCAACAAAUAGCUGCGUCAAAUUUAGCAAACAGGAUUUAACAAGUAAUUAUUUAAGUUUUUUAUAAGAAAUUAUGCCACGUAGACAGGGCGGAGGAAGAGCUCGACGGAGGGACAGAGCCAGGAGUCCUCCAAGAAUCAACCAACGUGUGUUGAGAAAUAGGGCAGCACAAAAUCUGAGGGAACAAAGGCCGGAACGUAGACAGGCUAAUGUCGCUAGGGGUCGAGCAAACAGAGUCAAUGAAGCACGUGCGGUUGCCGACCGGGAUCACCCUGCUGGCAAUAUCCCGGGGGCAGAUAAUCUGAGGGAACAAAGGCCGGAGCGGAGACGGGCUAACAUCGCUAGGGGCCGAGCCAACGAAGCACAGGCGGUUGCCGAGCAGGAACACCUUGCUGGCAAUAUCCCAGGGGCAGAGCAGGAACACCCUGCUGGCGAUAUUCAUGCGUUACAGCGGGAACACCCAGCGGAGCGGGACCCUGAGCGACAGCGAGGGCGGAAACGGCCAUCGGAGGAGUUGGAGGACCUGGUGGAUGAUACCAUCACAAACACAGAAGCCGAUGUAUGGUGUCUGGGAGAUUCAAUAAUGUACUGGGCGGGAAAUCGUGCGGCUGGAACUAGCAAGCCAACUUUAAAGCUGAAUACGACAAUAGCAUGGUUAGGAGUGCGUGGAUUGCAUUGGCAUGAUUUCCGACAUACCGUUGAAUAUCAGGUGCUGUUUUGUAACUCGCCCCCCAAAAUUAUUUUCAUACAUUUAGGUGGGAAUGAUUUAUCUUCUUUGUCAAUCUUAGACAUAAAAGAUUAUAUUAAGAAAGAACUGAGUUACAUGCGUGACGCUUUUCCAGAUGCGGUAAUUAUAUGGGUCGAUAUUUUACAACGCCGCAUCUGGAAGGGUGCUACGGGUGGUUGGGUCGGAAUAGAACAGAAAAGAAAAAGAGUUAACAGAAUUGGUCGUCAGUUACUGAAAGAUGUAGGAAAUGUAGAUGUUAUAAGAACAGAUAUUGAUGCCAAAACAAACUUUUUUCGCAAAGACGGGGUUCAUUUGAAUGAUAUAGGCUUAGAAUUCUUCUUAUAUGAGAUUAAACAGGCCAUAAUUAAACACUUGUAAGAUUAUUUAAGAAUUGGGGGAGAAAUUUCGUGAACAGUUUUCCGCUCAAUUUCUUGUGGCCAAAAUUCUUAAAUUCUUAGGGGGGAACAGACGUGAUUAGUUAAUUUACCCUGUUUAAGGCUCAAUUCUCGAGACGGAGCACUCGUCUGGGAAGGCAGGCCAUAUUUCAGGAAAUCAUUACUUUUGGCGUUCUUGAUUGGAAUCUAUAGGAAAUGGACCGUAUGUUGGAAUGGAUUGAAUGGUUCGGGCUUGUCAUAAGGAAUGGCAACCCAAAUAGUUUGGAAUGGAGGAAUGCAUUCGGGUUUUGCCCUAAGGAUGGCAAUCCCGUACGGUUGCAGUAUAUGGCCUCAUCGUACUUGGCAUGGAUCGGGGUUUUAUUCUUACGCAGGACGACUCGGCGAGGAAUAAAAUCUUCGAUUCAGCUGCCAUUGCGGUGAUUUGUCUGUGGUAUAUUGCACUUAAUGAAUCAUCGGUCCGCAAUAAAAAUUUUAAUUAAAUAAAUAACACGUUCACGUCUGUUUCCCCCUUACUUGAGCGGCCAAUAACCUUCCAACCAUUUACUAUAUAAAUGAGGCUCUGAUUACUAUUGUGUAUUGUAUACGCACUCCAGAUUGUGUUUCAUUCAUUGACGAAAUAAUAAUAAAAGUCAUAUGUUAUAGAAAUUGUUUUGUUUCGACUUAUGAAAUAAUAGAAAUUAUUUUAGAAUUAAAAUAAUUUUAUUCAUUUUGGGAGAAAUACGGUACCAAGUCGGUGCGGUUGCUUAGCAACAGGGAUUACUCGGUGUUUGUCGUUUUAUAAAAAUUAUAGAAUAUUACUGGUUCCCCAUUACACGUCGGUAUACAGUUGUAGCUAAGCAAUUUCAAAAACAACUAAAUACAUCCAAUGAAAAGACGUUUUGGUAUAAAUAAUCCAAUCAUUGUUACCAUGAACAAUUUAUCUUCUAAAGACAGCAUAAAAGCACGAAAUUACCGUGAUAUCUUCCUUGAUUACACUGUCAACAAAUAGCUGCGUCAAAUUUAGCAACCCACCCACCGCACCCUUUUUUUUCUACUUUUAAUUUUAAGCCAUUUUGUGAGGCGGAAGAAAACAAUUUCUCUCUAAACAGUGAUAUAAAAUAUGAAACCUUAUGUGCAAUGAAUGUUUAUGUCGAUGUUGAUUUGACAACACUCUGCUGCUUUACUUCUUUAUUUCCAGAAGUGUAAUCUAUAUACAAAUAAUUGCAAGCUGUCAGAAUGAUACGUGGAGCACAUUGAUGGCCAUCAAAACUCACGAGCCAGUAGAUAUACGGACAGAAACCAUUCUUUACUCGGAUGUUAUAUGUGAGGACAGUUCAGUGCUAUUGCGUUACAUGUCGUACAACUGUAUUAUUAUCAUGUGAUGUGUUUGGUACGCUCGUGAAGGACUGGUACUUUUUAUAGGAAAUGAUACUACUAUAUAAGUGUAUUAUUCUUUAUAUGGAUGUGCUAUAACUUUCAAUACCAGCGAUGGCUAUUAUGAUCCACGUGAACUCUAGCUUAUCAGUAUAUGUGUUUGUUGCUAACAACACUAUAAGUUACUUAUUUUCUAAGGAUUGGUCUAAGUAAGAUUCAUCAGUCUUAUUUAAACUAUAUAUAACUAUAAAAUACUUUGUAUAUGUAUUAAUUGUUGCAAGUAUAAAUUUUAAUAAUUUGUCGCUCUAUUGGCCAAAAUUCUUAAAUUCUUAGGGGGGAACAGACGUGCUUAGUUAAUUUACCCUGUUUAAGGCUCAAUUCUCGAGACGGAGCACUCGUCUGGGAAGGCAGGCCAUAUUUCAGGAAAUCAUUACUUUUGGCGUUCUUGAUUGGAAUCUAUAGGAAAUGGACCGUAUGUUGGAAUGGAUUGAAUGGUUCGGGCUUGUCAUAAGGAAUGGCAACCCAAAUAGUUUGGAAUGGAGGAAUGCAUUCGGGUUUUGCCCUAAGGAUGGCAAUCCCGUACGGUUGCAGUAUAUGGCCUCAUCGUACUUGGCAUGGAUCGGGGUUUUAUUCUUACGCAGGACGACUCGGCGAGGAAUAAAAUCUUCGAUUCAGCUGCCAUUGCGGUGAUUUGUCUGUGGUAUAUUGCACUUAAUGAAUCAUCGGUCCGCAUUAAAAAUUUUAAUUAAAUAAAUAACACGUUCACGUCUGUUUCCCCCUUACUUGAGCGGCCAAUAACCUUCCAACCAUUUACUAUAUAAAUGAGGCUCUGAUUACUAUUGUGUAUUGUAUACGCACUCCAGAUUGUGUUUCAUUCAUUGACGAAAUAAUAAUAAAAGUCAUAUGUUAUAGAAAUUGUUUUGUUUCGACUUAUGAAAUAA